AUGGACCAUACAACGUUUAAUAAGAUCGAAGGAAUGCGCCCUCCCCGCGCCGAGGGCUUCGCUUCCGCCCCUCUGAGAAAUACCCGAGAUAAGAGAGACGUUUUGGCGCCAUUCACGUUUAUGACGAGGCAAAUGGCCCUAGGAUAUUGUGUACUUGCUUAUUAUAAACAAGUCUUCCACCCAAUGUUUGAAAGGAAAACGAGAAAAACCCCAUUGAUGCGGGAGAACUCGAAAUUCAACUUGGAACGCAACAAUGCAAAGUUGGCUCGCAUGACCGAAGUUCACGUCAAAGAAAGCUUCGCGCGCUCAUGUAAUAGCUGUCCCACCGAAGCCCAUUUCAUUACGGAGCCUUCGGGACGACGCAUCGAGAACGAUUUGUUCGAGACGUUUAGCCGAAAACUGCCCUUCUCCAUCCGAACUGAAUCAAGUCGGGCGAUUAGCAUAAACCCGACCGCCUUGUGCGACUGUACGGGUCGAGGGAAGCUCGAUUCACUCGCGAGUGCGGCGCUACCGUCUUGUGGUGCGAGUUUAUCUCGCGAGGAGGCGAGCCGGGGCAGGGAACGAGCAUCUGGAGCGGUAAUUAAGCGCAUCUGCCUACGUUCAAUUUCGAAACGCGGCGGAUUCGUGAGCGUGAAGAGGUGGGUGCGGCUCGAUGAGCGGCUGUCGCUGCGCAGGAGUAUGCUGGUGCACCUCUUGGUUCUUAGUACCGCACUAGCGGCGGCGACCAGCGGAAAACACGGAGGUGUGGAAGUACCAGAGUUCGGGGAGCCAAUCACGAACUUGACAGUCCCCAUCGGCAGAGACGCGACGUUCAAGUGUAUUGUCGUCAAUUUGGGCAAUUACCGAGUGGGCUGGGUGAAAGCAGACACGAAGGCCAUUCAAGCGAUCCACGAGCACGUAAUCACCCACAACCAUAGAGUGUCGGUUUCGCACGCAGACCACUCCACCUGGUACCUACAUAUCAAGAACGUGCAAGAGGAAGACCGGGGACAGUACAUGUGCCAGAUUAACACUGAUCCUAUGAAAAGCCAAAUGGGGUACUUAGAAGUAGUGAUACCACCGGACUUCAUACCGGAAGAGACUUCGGGGGAUACCAUGGUACCGGAAGGAGGGACAGCGAGGGUGUCAUGUAGGGCUCGGGGCAUCCCUCCGCCCAGGGUCAUGUGGAAGAGAGAAGAUGGACAGGAAAUUGUCGUUAGAGAUCACACUGGAAUAAAAACGAAAGUUCUGACGUACCAGGGCGAGGUCCUGAAGCUGACCAAGAUAUCGCGUUCAGAAAUGGGCACAUACUUGUGUAUCGCCGGUAAUGGAGUGCCACCCACCGUCAGUAAGAGGAUCCACAUUAGUGUUCACUUUCACCCAGUGAUCCAAGUGCCGAAUCAGCUCGUGGGCGCGCCUCUGGGAACUGACGUGACGCUCGAAUGCUACGUGGAGUCUUCGCCUAAAUCCAUCAACUACUGGGUCAAGGAUCCAGGUGAAUUGAUUAUACCAUCUGAGCACCACGAGAUGACUGUCAGGCAGAAGUCCACGUUCGAGGCCGAAAUGUCCAUGACCAUCAAGAACAUUAGGAGGGAAGACCUCGGCAGUUACAUCUGUGUCGCGAAAAACUCCCUCGGCGAUGUCGAGAGCAAGAUUCGGCUGUACGAAAUCCCAGGAAACGAUAGACAUAUCUUUAACGACCCGGACGACAGGACGACUUCGGACGAGGAGUACGGAACGGAAAUAUACGACGAAGACUUUGAGAACAAAGUGGACGAGAAAAGCAAUCGCGUCCCCGAUCGCGCCAACAAAUGGUACGCAAACGAAGGUAAAAUAAUCCUAACGACGGCCAACGCCGCCUCCGUUUAUCCUGCGUCGCUGACAAUUACGACUAUCGUCUUGCGCCUAAUUAAACUGCUCUAA
Molecule: messenger RNA, 1902 nt
Organism: Leptosia nina
Lineage: Eukaryota; Metazoa; Arthropoda; Insecta; Lepidoptera; Pieridae
Source: the annotation of a GenBank genome assembly